Molecule: messenger RNA, 213 nt
Organism: Lasiosphaeria miniovina
Lineage: Eukaryota; Fungi; Ascomycota; Sordariomycetes; Sordariales; Lasiosphaeriaceae
Exons: 1
Source: RefSeq, a predicted model, not a curated record
CUCUCGUCCAUGUCCGUCGCCCAGCGUAUGUCUUGGGCCGCCAACCGCGAGACAACGCGCAUUGAAGACAUGGCGUACUUUCUGUUCGGCAUCUUCGACGUCCACAUGCCCCUGAUCUACGGCGAGGAAGAGAAGACGUUUCAGCGGCUACAGCAUGAGAUCAUCGCGUUGGUCGCUGACAUGGGCAUUUUUGGCUGGUCGCUGGUGCCACCC